Diplodia corticola is the source of this 954-nucleotide messenger RNA. Its product is annotated as mitochondrial carrier. Bases 1 to 954 code for a protein of 317 amino acids. The record is from RefSeq and is a predicted model, not a curated record. Lineage: Eukaryota; Fungi; Ascomycota; Dothideomycetes; Botryosphaeriales; Botryosphaeriaceae. The transcript is spliced from 5 exons. Gene Ontology annotation, molecular function: transmembrane transporter activity. Gene Ontology annotation, biological process: transport.
AUGUCUGCAACUGGGAGCGCACCCGUCGUCAGCCAUGGUGUCGACACGCCCGCUGCCCCGGUGCUGCAGAAGCACGUCGCCCCUGCGCCCAGCAACUACAAGGGCUUCGUCGCCGGCGUGUUUUCAGGCAUUGCCAAGCUGAGUGUCGGCCACCCCUUCGACACAAUCAAAGUCCGCCUGCAGACCUCCGACACCACUCACUUCCGCGGCCCACUUGACUGCCUGCUGAAAACGGUACGGAAUGAAGGCGUGCGCGGCUUGUACAAGGGCGCGACGCCGCCGUUGGUUGGCUGGAUGGCCAUGGACUCGCUCAUGCUCGGAUCGCUCACCGUCUACCGCCGUCUCCUGCGCGAAAACCUCUUCACGAAAUAUGAGAAACUCCCCACAGUGGGCCACGGCAUUGCUGGUAUCUGUGCCGGUUGGACUGUUAGUUUCAUUGCAGCGCCCGUCGAACACGUCAAGGCACGGCUGCAGGUACAAUAUGCGGCAGAUAAGACGAAGCGGCUGUACAGCGGUCCGAUUGAUUGUGCGAAGAAGCUGCUCCGCGGCCAUGGACUGCCCGGUCUAUAUCAUGGUCUUUCUGCCACCCUCCUCUUCCGCACCUUCUUCUUCUUCUGGUGGGGAUCCUACGACGUCUUUUCGCGCUGGUUCUCCAAGCAUACGGACCUCUCCACUCCCGCCGUGAACUUCUGGGCUGGCGGCCUGUCCGCUCAGAUAUUCUGGAUCACGAGCUACCCUUCUGAUGUCAUCAAGCAAAGGAUCAUGACCGAUCCGCUUGGCGAGGGCAGGAAGUUCCCGCGGUGGAGAGACGCGGCGAAGGCUGUCUACAGAGAGAAGGGAUGGAGAGGGUACUGGAGAGGCUUCGUGCCCUGUUUCUUGAGGGCAUUCCCGGCAAACGCAAUGGCUCUUGUUGCGUUUGAGGGCGUCAUGAGAUUUCAAGGCGCUGGAAACUAG